Monodelphis domestica (gray short-tailed opossum) is the source of this 6592-nucleotide messenger RNA. It is a transcript of the gene POU4F1, whose product is annotated as POU class 4 homeobox 1. Lineage: Eukaryota; Metazoa; Chordata; Mammalia; Didelphimorphia; Didelphidae. Gene Ontology annotation, biological process: regulation of transcription by RNA polymerase II. Gene Ontology annotation, molecular function: DNA-binding transcription factor activity, RNA polymerase II-specific; RNA polymerase II cis-regulatory region sequence-specific DNA binding. The record is from RefSeq and is a predicted model, not a curated record.
UUGCCGGGCUCUAGCUACGAGAUGUGGGGGCUCAGGUGUAAGAGGAGCGCAUCUCAUCCCAGCACUAGGAUAGAGCAGACAGAUAAGUGAGACCGAGAGGCUGGAGGGAGGCACACUGUGCGGUCCUAGGGAGUUCCAAGCUUCAGCAGCAGCAGCAGCUUCAGCAACAACAGCAGCAGCAACAGCAGCAGCAGCAUCAGUAACGGCAGCAGCAGCAACAACAGCAGCAGCAGCAGCAGCAGCACUAACAGCAGCCUCCUCCACCACGAUAGGAGCUGGUACUGCUUCUUCAUCACUAUCCCGAGCAAAAGGAGAGUAUCAAGAGCACUUUUCCCCUCACUUUAGGAGUGUUUUUGGAUUUACAUGCAAAGCUUUCAAGAUGAUGUCCAUGAACAGCAAACAACCGCAUUUUGCCAUGCAUCCCACCCUACCUGAACACAAAUACCCCUCUCUACAUUCCAGCUCCGAAGCAAUACGAAGAGCCUGUCUACCAACUCCACCGCUGCAGAGCAAUAUCUUCGCCAGCCUGGACGAGACCCUGCUGGCCCGGGCCGAGGCUCUGGCGGCCGUGGACAUCGCCGUGUCCCAAGGCAAGAGCCAUCCCUUCAAGCCCGAUGCCACCUACCACACCAUGAACAGCGUGCCCUGCACCUCAACCUCCACCGUGCCGCUGGCGCACCAUCACCAUCAUCACCACCACCACCACCAGGCGCUCGAACCCGGGGACCUGUUAGACCACAUCUCCUCCCCCUCCCUGGCGCUCAUGGCCGGCGGCGGGGCCGGCGGCGGGGGCGGCGGCGGCGGCGGGCACGAAGGGGCCGGCGCGGGAGGCGGCGGCGGCGGGGGCGGCGGCGGCGGCGGCGGGCCGGGCGGCGGAGGGGCCGGGGGCGGCGGGCCGGGAGGCGGCGGCGGCCUCCUGGGCGGUUCGGCCCACCCGCACUCGCACAUGCACGGUCUGGGCCACCUGUCGCACCCAGCUGCGGCCGCCAUGAACAUGCCCUCGGGGCUGCCGCACCCGGGGCUGGUGGCAGCGGCGGCGCACCACGGGGCGGCCGCGGCAGCAGCGGCGGCCGCGGCGGGCCAGGUGGCCGCGGCUUCGGCGGCGGCAGCCGUGGUUGGGGCGGCCGGGCUGGCCUCCAUCUGCGACUCGGACACGGACCCCCGGGAGCUGGAGGCCUUCGCUGAGCGCUUCAAGCAGCGGCGGAUCAAGCUCGGGGUGACGCAGGCCGACGUGGGCUCGGCCCUGGCCAACCUCAAGAUCCCCGGGGUGGGCUCGCUGAGCCAGAGCACCAUCUGCCGCUUCGAGUCGCUCACGCUGUCGCACAACAACAUGAUCGCACUGAAGCCCAUACUGCAGGCGUGGCUGGAGGAGGCCGAGGGCGCUCAACGCGAGAAAAUGAACAAGCCCGAGCUCUUCAACGGAGGCGAGAAGAAGCGCAAGCGGACUUCCAUCGCCGCCCCAGAGAAGCGCUCCCUCGAGGCCUACUUCGCCGUGCAGCCCCGGCCCUCCUCCGAGAAGAUCGCCGCCAUCGCCGAGAAACUGGACCUCAAAAAGAACGUGGUGCGGGUUUGGUUUUGCAACCAGAGACAGAAGCAGAAAAGGAUGAAAUUCUCCGCCACCUACUGAAUUUGGGGCUGGGGGGGGAGGGGGACAACUGGGGAGGGGGGACUUGGGGAGGGGGGCUGAGGCUUGGGCGUGUUUUGUGUUGGGGGGCUGCCCCCUUUUCCUUCUUUCCCCUUGGUUUGGUUUUCGUUAAACUCUAUUUCUCUCUUUUUUAAAAAUACUUUUCCCUACCCCCCCUUCUCACCCCCUCCUCUGCGCUCCUCUCUAUCCAAUUUCCCAGUCCCCCUCCUUCCUUCCCAGCUCCUGUUUUCCUCCUCCUUCCCCCCUCCCCCCCGCUUCCUCGCCCUCCGCCCGGUGGAAAGAGAAUGCUGGAUUUGGAGAGGAGGUGGGGGAGCAGUGGUGGGAGGGGGAAGAGAGGCUUUACCGGGUCUGAAGCCGGGGUGGAAAGAGAGACAGAACAGAGGAAAGAAGAGUUGUGAGGAGCUAGGCUGGGGGCUUUGGGGGGAGGGUAGGUUGGGAGGGAUGUGCGGGAAGGGAGGGGAAAUUGACUUGUUCUUGACCAGAGACACUUAAAAAAAAAUAUCCUGGGGACCAAGGAACAAUGUACAAAAUCCAACCAACCACCAAAAACACCCCUAUAGAAAUAAAGAAAUAUUAUAAGCAAAAGCAAAGAAAACGCUUUAGGAAUCUAACUCCGGGGAUCAGUCCUCCACAGCUUGAUUUCCCUCCCCUGCCCCCAAAGGAAGAGAGGUUAGAACACCACCACUACUACUACUACCACCGCCCAAAUCAUAAACACACACACAUGUGCACACAAAUGAACUGUCAUAAAUUUAACGAAAAACAAUAAUCAGAAGGUGAAACUUGGUUUCUAUACUAAUACUAAUUGUUUUGGGCUUUGAUUUGAUUUUUCUAAGUUUCACCUCCACCCCACCCAUUUUGACUUUGAUUUCAUGAAAUCCUCUUUUUUCAUGAGGCUUCGUAAUGGUGGUUCUCUGUAUCAUGGGGAUUUGGGUGGGUCAGGGGUGGAUUGGAGGCUGUUACAUGGUUUUAAAGGGUGACAGUUUUCAGAUGGCCCAGUCUAACCUUGUCAGGGUUCUGACUUGGCAAAGGUCAGCCUUGGCAGGGGUUGGGUAGAGCUGUUCUGGUGAGAUGAGACCCCUGGCAUCAUCUCUUGGAGUCUAAGAGGCAGAGCAUUGAUUCUCAAACACACAGAUUUUAUUCUGGGGGGAAAAAGUACCCCCCCCCAAUCUGCCCUCACAAUUGAUUCAGAUCUAGAAAACAAACCAUUUUAAAUAGUUUUCUCUAAGCGAAAGUUACCUCAUUGUUGCUCCCCCCCUUUUUUUCUUUUGUGGGUGUGGUUUGUUUAAAAUAUAUCUAUAUAUUUAUAUAUUUUUUCUAGCUGUUCAAAUAUACAGAUUUGCAACUGUUAGCAGUAGAGGAUGACAGGAGAGAUGCUCUGCCCACAUUGAGGCCAAGGGACAAGAUGCACUCCGAUCCUGUAGGUCCCCUUUUCUAUUUGCUCAGAGGUUCAAGAGGAUAUUGCAAUGUUAAAAGUUCCUGAUUUCCAGCUAUAGUACAGGACCUAGUUAUUUUGAAAACAUCGAAAUCAACAAUUGAAAAAGGCAUUAUUUGAUGUGGCUGGUUUGUUUCUGAGGGGUCUGCAUGUUUGGGGGAAAGAGAACAGAACAAUGGAUUUCCUUUGGAAAAAAAAUCGUUUAUUGUUGGUAAUAAACGUUGGGUAGUGGAAACUUUUUAAAAAUUUGCACUAUCAGUCUCCCGAAUGGAAAAUAAAGUAUAGCAUUUCACAUUAAUAAUAAAGAUACAUUGUGAAGCUCAAAUAGAAAAAUUAAGACAGAGAUAGUUAAAGGUGGUUAGUUAAAUGGAGCUUUGUAAAGGCACAAGAUGCUCAUUGAAUCUCCUAUUAUGUUGGUGUAUUGCCAUCCUUUACCAAGGAUGAGGAAUUUCUAAAAACAGAACAAAACAAGGGGUGGGGGGAGAGAACAUGUCAUUUAACAAGGCUGAAAUCAUGCAUGACCUGAAAGGCACAGAAAGAGCCGUGAGUAGGUCUCACUUUGAUUACUUAUUAUUUAUUUAUUUAUUUAUUUUGUGUAUCAUUGUUUGCAGCGCAAACAUUCUAUGCAUUUGAAACAGCACUAAAUAGACUAGCUUCUGGUAGACCUUUUCGUGGGUGGUGUGAUAUCACAGUUUUACUGCCUGUUUUCACCGAAAACACAACAUUCUUGUCACAUUCUUGUAUUUAGAAAAGAAAAAGGAAGAUUAUUGUAAAUAUUUUCUUUAAUGCACAAAAAAGAGAAUACAAAUUGCAACCACAUGUAGCUCCUGAAAUGUCUCACUGAUUUAUCUACCUGUCCAUGUAUGUUUGCUGAGCUUUCUCCUUGGUUGUGUCUUUCCGAUAUUACUUUUUAUUUCUAUCAGAAAUAUUUCUGUAAGCCAAAAUACAACAGGGAGAUGUGUCCCAGCACACUUACAAAUAAAACACAAUUGAAAACAGAACAGUUUUUAUUAUUAUUGGCUGCAUUUUUGUUUCUGAUGCAGGGCUGAUAAAGUCCAGGUAGAGCCGGUCAACAAAUGAGACUUAAUUCAACCAAAAAGAGGACGAAAAAAAUGAAAGGGGGGAAGAAAAUAAAGGGGGGGAUGGUGAAAAGAUGUAUUUUUCUGCCGAAUCAGAAUUCAUUACUUUGAGAUAGCUCCUAUGUGAAAAGCGGUGCUCUGAAUAAAAUGAACUAUAUAUUAGCUGCCUGUGUUUCUUGAAGUUUAUUUUACCUGCAGAAAAUCUUAACUCAAUCUACCAAUCAAGCCACAUCACUCUCUUUAGUGUUCUGGAAGGCAAUAUGCACCUGUGAAGCCAGUGUUAAGCUUUGGUGGUUUGAGGUUUUAUAUAUGUUGUUUUGGCCUAAUUGCACUUCUAAUAAUGAUGUAACUAAAUGCUUUAUUUUUAUUUGGGGGCUAGCAAAUAUUAAAACCAUUAACUGCUCUGUCCUGAUACUUGUUCAUUUGGAACGUACAGGAUGCCACCUACUGCUUCAAGUCAUCCAAGACCCUCUGUCUAAUUUCUGAUGACCUGUGACUAGAUCAGAUGCCAAAUGUACAAAGUUUCUUAAUAGCUGGGAUUAUUUCUUCUGGAGACAUACUAUUUUAGCCAAAUCUUUUUAAUUUCACCGGUAAAUCUGUGAACCAAGACACUUACUUGAUGUUCAGGAAAAAAAAUGAUACAUCAUAAAAAAAGCUGUGAUUUUAAAACAAUUGUUGAUGUUUUAAAAAAAGAAAAGUACUAAAGGUAUUUUUAAAAUAGAUCUCUUCCAUCGGAAAUUGACUUGUUUCUGUUGUUAUUGACUUGAAAUGUCAUCAGAGUUUUUAAUAAAUGCAUUUGUAAAAAUAUUAUUUUAUAGAAAAAGUAUGAUGGGAUUUCAUUUUUGGAGAGCCAGGAAUGAACAAACAAUAAUAAUAAAAAAAAUUACAAAGGCUGUUUAAAAAAAAAUCUGCCCAAAACUGAAAUGUUGCAGGCAAACAAAUUUGUAUUAUAAGAUAAUGAACAAUGUAUGUAUUGAAAACUUAAGAAAUCUGUUUUGUAUCAAGUAAAACCUUACUAAUUACAAAAAUACUAUGUUAAUAAAACAAAAUGAAAAUAUAUGCUUUGCAGAGUUUCCUAUUUUAAGUAGUAGGAAACUGUGCAAAACAUGAAUGCUUUGCUUUUUAUUAAAUGGAUGCGUGUUUAAUGGAAGACUAGUUCUUUAUUAAUAUCUUUAAUAGGCAAUCCUUUGGGGAUAUGUGUGUCUGUAUGUACAUAAAAAUAUCUGUUCCAAGAAAGUGUACAAUGAUUUGUCACACUUGCCUUUCCAUGUUUGCAGUUUUAAAAGAGGCUGAAGAGAGGCAGUUCAUUCAAUCUGUAAUCAUGGUCCAGGCACUGGGCUAGAUUUUAAAUUAAUGGUUUAAGGUCUCUGUAAGAGUGGCCCUGAGGAAGUUACAGUGGCAGGAGAGGAAUAGACAAGUGGAUUAAAACAGACAACUGAUCCUCUCAGGAAAUCCAAGAUUUGGUGAAGUAAGAAAGGGAAAAGGAAAAGAGCACACACCAACUUUUUCAUCCACUUUCUUUUCAUUUCCUCCCCCUUUCCCUGUCUUCUUUUUCCUAUUUUGACUGUAGGGCUUUUCUGCCCUUUCCCCUGUUUGGAUCUAUACUGAAGUCCCAGACUUGUGGAAUGUCUGUUUAACACUUGUUCUCCAAAUGUUUUCGACUUAGAUUAGAACAUCACAAAAUGAAUACUAAACAUCUUCUGCUAUGAUAGUAUUGCUCGCUUGCUCUCCAUAUAUAUAUAUAUAUAUAUGUAUGUAUAUGACUAAUUCGGUUCCCCCCUCCAAUGAGUAAACUUCUUACUGGAAGCAGGAGAAAGAAGUGUUUAAAUAGUAGAAGUUUAUGCCGUGGUGAUCCAUUCUCCUCUUCCUCACAACCCCAUCCCAUCUUUUUCCUUCUUUUCCUUGCAAACAGAUUUGUUGAAAGACAUUUUUUCCCUCCUCCGUGGGGUUUAUCUGCCAGUAAAUUCGUCUCUUUUGCCCGAUAUUUAUUUGGGUUUUCUCUUCCCAGAUCAUUUCAACUUCUCCAGUGUAGCAGUAUGGGAAAGGGGUCCUUGUUUAAUACGAUUAUACGGUUUAUAGUGUUAUCACUAUGGUAUUAUCAUCAUGAGGAAAAGCUAAUGCAUUUGCUUGUUGUUUCGAUGGAGACCACGAGCUUAAUUGAUUUUUUAAAAAUAGCAACCGAAUUCCUAUUCUCUUGGGGACCUCCUCCCACCUGUGAGAUAAGCCUAUUCUCAAUAAUUAUGUUAUUUAAUAUUUGAUAAAAUAUUCGUUCUUGCUGCUGUCUAGGUCGGCUUUACGCGCUCAGUAUUUAUAAAUGGGACUUGUUCCAGAAGAGAACUCCACUCCUGGAGAGCCCGUAUCCAACCACGUGCCCUACAAAGGGAUCGCUGCAAAUACAAUUAUAGAGCAGCCUUUAAUAAUUCAUGGCCUGAG